AAGCGUACGUUUAAGAUUUUCUCAGACCGCUGUGUACAGUACUUAUGCGUAGUGUGUACGGAGAUGUAGUAACAAGAAGUAAUAACAUGUGGGCAAGUAAGCUCCAAUUCUGCAGAAGCACUCUAGCAAUAGCCAACCCUAUCUACUUCUCCAAUCCUACCCGUCCCUGUUUCCUGCUCCUACCACCAUUACACAUCCUCAAUAGAGCAACUACUGCCACCGCCGCAGCCAUGGCAACCGCAGCAGCCGGCAAUAAUGGCCAGACACAGGAGCAAAAAGAUAUAUUGGAAUCCAUCUUCAGGCAAAAGCGAAUUCUCCGAUCCAAAGUCCGCAAGACUCUUAGAUCCAUGAACCCCUCCCUCAAAUCCCUAGAAGACAAUGCAAUCCAAACUAUUGUUUUAGGAUCUCCUUGGUUUCAGUCUUGCCGGAGGUUGUGCGCGUAUAUAAGUUGCAGUUCUUUGCAUGAAGUUGAUACCUCAAAACUCUUAUCACAAAUUCUUCAAAGUCCAGUUUCAGCAGAAGGGAAUGGUCAGUUGGGGAAGAAGAAGCUUUAUGUUCCCCGUGUGGAGGACAAAAAUAGUAACAUGCAGAUGCUUCACAUAUCUCGCAUUGAUGAUCUGAUUGCAAAUUCUAUGAAUAUCCUAGAGCCAGCGCCAGUGGAUGCUGAUGGAAAUGAGCGUGAAGAUGUAAUGCAAGCAGAUGAACCAGUUGAUUUGUUUGUAUUACCUGGACUUGCAUUUGACACAUCAGGAAGACGCAUGGGUCGAGGUGGAGGCUACUAUGAUACUUUCUUGACAAGAUACCAACAACAAGCGAAGGAGAGGAAUUGGAGACAACCCCUUCUUGUUGCACUGUCAUAUUCUUUACAGAUCUUGGAUAGAGGAAUUAUACCAAUUACUCCAUAUGAUGUCCCAGUGGACGCUAUCGUAACCUCAUCCGGAAUUACUCCCAUUAGCCCAGUUGCUAUAGAGAGAAGGAAACUUUGACCUCAAAAUUGGAACUCUCUGGUUCGCCUACAAGCCUUACUGUCUUAAAAUUGUUAUAUUGUGGGAUGUCCUUGAGAGAGACGAUGAGAAGUUGUCAAUGGCUACAGCCUUUGCUGUGACUUAAUGCCGAUGAUACUUACUAGCAUUGGUUGACAACAGUGAUAUAUUUUCAGUCGCCUAAAGUUUUACAUAUAGCUCCUUUUAAAAUAGCAGAAGGUUUAACUUUGCUUGUAGAUUGGGAUACUGCCGCCUAUGUUGCUUGCAAAUAAAACCUCCCUGGAUUAGAGUAAAAAAUACUUCAUUCUGCCUAAAUUCUGGGUCAAAACUCCCAAGUUGGAGAAUUUAUUAUUCUAGGUUUCAUGUGUUGACUUCCUAGUAUUAUGUGACUAAGAUUGAUUAAUGAUCCAAA
Carica papaya (papaya) is the source of this 1395-nucleotide messenger RNA. It is a transcript of the gene 5-FCL, whose product is annotated as 5-formyltetrahydrofolate cycloligase. Gene Ontology annotation, molecular function: 5-formyltetrahydrofolate cyclo-ligase activity. Gene Ontology annotation, biological process: tetrahydrofolate interconversion; folic acid-containing compound biosynthetic process. Gene Ontology annotation, cellular component: mitochondrion. Lineage: Eukaryota; Viridiplantae; Streptophyta; Magnoliopsida; Brassicales; Caricaceae. The record is from RefSeq and is a predicted model, not a curated record.